Molecule: messenger RNA, 842 nt
Organism: Sus scrofa (pig)
Lineage: Eukaryota; Metazoa; Chordata; Mammalia; Artiodactyla; Suidae
Gene: EXOC1L
Product: exocyst complex component 1 like
Source: RefSeq, a predicted model, not a curated record
GCAGAUACGCAGCCAGGGGUCUGACCGCACCAAGUGCUCUCAGGAGCCUGGGUCUGGCUAGGGAUGAGAAGCGGAGAGUGAGGGCUGGGAGGUGGCAGGACUCGCAAGAAGCUGCAAACCAAAACAAAAAAUCCAGGCAGAGGAGGAGAGAAAGUGUGAGCUGGAGCCAAGACCUCAGGCCAGGUGGCACUGGAGGAGAUGUCAUCACUGGUAAAGGAGGACCUGGAGAAGAAACUGUUUAAGCCACUCUCGCAGAAUCUGUACGAAUUUAUCGAAAUAGAGUUUUCAGUCCAGGAUAGGUAUUACCUCUGUGUGUCAGUGACCAAAAAUGAAGAAGUAAAAAUCAUUAUGGUGAAACACUACAGAGUAGGUUUAGAUGAAAAAUACGAAGUAACGAAAAAGUGGUCUUUGAACGAUCUGCAGAUGAUCGAUGGAAAAGAAGCAGAUACAGACAAUCCAUUUUUUGAUCUGCACUUCAAGAAAGUGUACAGUUUGGAAGCCUACAGUUGUGCUUCUAAAUAUGCCUUUGCUCGAACUGUAAACAAGCUCAAUCAUGCAUAUCUUAAGAAAGACUUACAAAUUGUGAACUUUGAUUCUACCUACAUUAAUGAUGAUUCUAUCUGGUCCUCCAACAACAAGGACUGCUUGGUCCUUAUGCGAAUAUGCUUUUAUGCUUUCAAUCUAGUGUGUCUGUCCCUGUGUCCCCUGCCACUCUGAAUAUGUAUACCACAUUCCUUCCUCGGUGUAUUGUGAAAAUGUUCCCUAAGUAAAUGUUGAGAGUCAUGAUUUUUUUCCCUUCAUCAGUGACCGUUAUUUAUAUGAAAUAAAGUGAUACCUUGUGA